Molecule: messenger RNA, 1749 nt
Organism: Hippopotamus amphibius kiboko
Lineage: Eukaryota; Metazoa; Chordata; Mammalia; Artiodactyla; Hippopotamidae
Product: major facilitator superfamily domain-containing protein 1-like
Exons: 1
Biological process (GO): transmembrane transport
Cellular component (GO): lysosome
Molecular function (GO): transmembrane transporter activity
Source: RefSeq, a predicted model, not a curated record
AUGGAGGAGGAGGAAGCGAGGGCGCUGCUGCCAGGCGGCCCCGACGAGGCUGGCAGAGGUGCCCCUGCUACCCACCCUGCCCCUGGGGUGCUGCCAGCCCUCUGCGACCCCAGUCGCCUGGCGCACCGGCUUGUGGUGCUGUGGCUGAUGUGCUUCCUUGGUUUCGGCAGCUAUUUUUGCUAUGAUAAUCCUGCUGCCCUUCAGACUCAGGUUAAAUGGGAUAUGCAGGUGAAUACCACAAAAUUUAUGCUGCUGUAGGCCUGGUAUUCUUGGCCCAAUGUAGUUUUGUGUUUCUUUGGUGGCUUUUUGAUAGACCGAGUAUUUGGAGUACGAUGGGGCACCAUUAUUUUUAGUUGCUUUGUUUGCAUUGGACAGGUUGUUUUGGCUCUGGGUGGGAUAUUUAAUGCUUUUUGGCUGAUGGAAUUUGGAAGGUUUGUGUUUGGGAUUGGUGGGGAGUCCUUAGCAGUUGCCCAGAAUACAUAUGCUGUGAGUUGGUUUAAAGGCACAGAAUUAAACUUGGUGUUUAGACUCCAACUUAGCAUGGCGAGAAUUGGAAGUACAGUAAACAUGAACCUCAUGGGAUGGCUAUAUUCUAAGGUUGAAGCUUCACUGGGUUCUGCUGGUCACACAACCCUUGGGGUCACACUUAUGAUCAGGGGUAUUAUAACAUGUAUUCUUUCACUAGUCUGUACCUUGGCCCUUGCUUACUUGGAUCAAAUUGUAGAACAAAUCCUUCAUAAACAGCAAGGAAAAACAGGUGAAUUUAUCAAGCUAACGGAUGUGAAGGACUUCUCUUUACCCCUGCGGCUCAUAUUCAUCAUCUGUGCCUCCUAUUAUGUUGCCGUGUUCCCUUUCAUUGGACCUGGGAGAGUUUUCUUUACAGAGAAAUUUGGAUUUUCCUCCCAGGCAGCGAGUGCUAUUAACAGUAUUGUAUAUGUAAUAUCAGCUCCCAUGUCCCCAAUAUGUGGGCUCCUGGUGGAUAAAACAGGAAGGACCAUCAUCUGGGUUCUGUGUGCAGUGGUGACCACUCUCGCCUCCCACGUGAUGCUGGCCUUCACGCCAUGGAACCCUUGGAUUGCUAUGUGUCUCCUGGGACUCGCCUACUCAUUGCUCGCCUGUGCAUUGUGGCCAGUGGUGGCAUUGGUGGUUCCUGAACAUCAGCUGGGAACUGCAUACGGCUUCACGCAGUCCAUUCAGAAUCUUGGGUUGGCGGUCAUUUCCAUCAUUGCUGGCACGAUACUGGCUACUAGGGGAUAUCUGUUUUUAGGAGUUUUCUUCAUUGCCUGUGUUUCUUUGUCACUUUUAUCUGUGGUCUUACUCUACUUGGUGAAUCGUGCCCAAGGUGGGAACCUAAAUUAUUCUGCAAGACAAAGGGAAGAAAUAAAACUUUCUCGUGCAGAACGAGAAGUUUAAAUGACUGUCAUGAGAAUGGGCUGCACAUAUCAUUGGUUUGAAAACCUCCAAUUUUUUUUUUUUUAAGUUAGAGUUUAGUUGUUAGGAAAAAUAAUGGUCUGGAGAAUUAUUAUAUUUAUAUUUUGAAUACACCUAUUUUCAAGUAUAAUCGUGAGAAUUAUUUUAGCCUGUGUCUUUUGUAUUGCUGAAGAAUUCUGCUUUGGAGCAGGCUCAUCAAUGGUGAAGUUUAGAAAAUUGCACGUGGUACAUGCAGGUGAUGUCCUUACUUUUGAGUAAGGAUAGCAAAAAAUGGAAAUCUUUGGAUCUUGUAUUGAGAUAAUUUUCACAAAGUGUAAU